AUGGAAGGGUGCGACCAUGAAGUUUUCUUGAGUUUUAGAGGACCGGACACGCGCACAGGCUUCACCGAUCAUCUCUAUACCCGUCUCACAGAUGCAGGAGUCCGUACGUACAGAGACGACGAAGAACUCCGUGUCGGCGAAGAGAUCUGCCCAGAUCUGCUCGGGGCGAUUGAGCAGUCGAAGAUCUCCAUACCCAUCUUCUCUAAAAAUUAUGCUUCUAGUAAAUGGUGUCUGAAGGAAUUGGCCAAAAUGGUGGAGUGUCGGAAAAGGAAGGGACAGGUAAUCAUGCCCGUUUUCUACUAUGUCGAACCAUCUGAGGUUCGAUACCAAACCGGAGAUUACGGGGAGUCCUUGAUUGUGCACGGAAACAAGAAGCGAGUGGACGAUGAGACCAUCCGAAAUUGGAGAGCUGCCCUCAAUGAGGUUGGAGGGUUAAAGGGAUGGAACGUAGAAAACGUGGCUAGCAGGCACGAAGGACAACUAGUUAAAGAGAUGGUUACCAAGGUUUUAAGUGAGCUGAAGAAGGCUUGUUUGGUGGUUAGUGACUUCUUGGUUGGUGUUGACGACCGUGUGAAAGAAGUUCUGGGGAUGAUAGGCACCGAGACUGACGAUGCAAAGAUUGUGGGAAUCCACGGAAUGGGUGGCAUCGGAAAAACUACUCUUGCCAAAGUAGUUUACAACAAGAUUUCUCGGGUCUUUGAGAACUGUUGCUUUCUUGCUGAUGUUAGAGAAACUUCACAUUCAAAAGGAAUCGAGUGUUUGCAGACUCAACUAAUCUCAAACCUCUCGAGACAGAAACACCCAAGUAUCAAUUCCAAGGAUGAGGGAAUAAUGACGAUAGAAGAGAGAUUUUCGACUAAGAAAGUUCUUAUUCUUCUCGAUGAUGUUGAUGAAAAGGAUCAAUUGAUUGCACUUUUAGGGAGGCGAGGUUGCUUUGGUCCAGGAAGUCGAAUACUUAUAACCACAAGAAAUCUAAAUGUUCUACGUGCAUUCGAAGUAAAAUUGACUUAUUUAGUUGGUGGUUUGGAUCCCGAUAGAUCCCUUCAGCUAUUCAGCAAGCAUGUUUUCAGAAGAGAUCACCCUCCAAAUGAGAAGAUGGAACAGUCUAGAGAAAUUGUGAAGAUAGCCGAAGGUCUUCCAUUGAUUCUGGAGGUUAUGGGUUCGACUUUGUCAAUAUGUGGACAAAAAGAAGAAAUGUGGGAUGAUUACUUGGUGAAGUGGAAAAAAGGUCACAUCAAGGGGAUUGGAAAUAAGUUGAUGAUAAGUUAUGAAACAUUGGAUUUUGAUCAGAGACAAAUAUUUCUUGAUAUAGCUUGUCUUUUCGAUGGAUACGAUUAUAGUGCAAUAAUGUGCAUGUGGAGAGAUUGUGGUUUUUGCCCAACGAAAGGUCUUGAAGUUCUUCAAUUGAUGUCAUUGAUAAAAAUUGGAGAAGAUAAUAAGUUGUGGAUGCACGAUCAACUCAAAGAUCUUGGUAGAGAAAUUGUUUCUCAAGAAAGUGGGGGCCAAUUAAAUAAGCAAAGCAGGCUAUGGAAUCAUGAGGACGCAUUGAAGAUACUACAUAGCAAGAAGAGAAAUGCAAAGCUUGAAGCCCUCUGUUUGAAGUUUGAGAAAUGGUCAAAGUAUCAGUUCACUCUUGAAGGAUUUGCAGCUCUUCCAAAUCUAAGAUUCCUUCAUGUGGAUAGCGCUUCCCUCUCUUAUGAUAGAGUUGAGCGUUUUUUAUCGCAAGCGACACUUCUUUGGCAUAACAAGUCCCCGAUCAUGUCGCCUAAGGAUUUUUCAACGAUCGAGAACCGACUCCUUCCCAAUUUAAGAUGGCUCUCUUGGCAUUAUUUUCCUCGGCGGAUACUCAAGUUAAGCAUUUUUUCGUUGACAAAUUUGGUCAUUCUUGAUUUUUCAUGGAGUACAAUUACUCACGAUUGGGACGGAUGGAGACAUAUUAAGAGAGCAAAGAAAUUAAAAGUUCUUGACCUUUCGGGAUGUGACCACUUGACCAAGACUCCCGAUUUCUCCGGAUUCCUAAUGUUAGAGAGAUUGAUUCUCGAAGAGUGUAACAAAUUGACUGAAGUCAACUCAUCAAUCGGUCAACUAAAGCGCUUGAUUUUCUUGAACUUGCGCCAUUGUUGGAAUCGCAUUAUCCGCGAUGAGCUGGGUGGAUUGCCAUCUCUCACGAACCGCUUCUUGAUGGUUCUCGUAUACGAGAAAUUCCUGAUUGGAAUCACCGAGUUACCCGAGUCUAUGGAGAGUCUGGAGAAUCUAAAAGUAUUGAAGUUAACGGGUAUAUCAGCCCUCCCAAAGCUUCCAGAAAGCUUGAUUUCUCUGGCAAUAGGAUCUCAUGUACCAAUGGCCGAUCCCAAUCUUUCCAACUUGAUCAAUCUGAAACUACUGUUGCUCGUCACCACAGCGCCUGAGAUCUCUAGCCCAUCUGAGUCGGCGCAAGUUCACAAGCUUUGGUGGAUUGGGAGAUUAUCCAAACUGGAAGUUUUGACCCUGGGUCACCAAAGCAUUACUGACCUACCUCCUGAAUUAGGUGCGCUUCCUCACUUGAAGACUCUUCAGCUUUUCAGAUGCCCCGCAUUGAAAUGCAUUCCGCAGAUUCCCUCGAGUGUCACAAAACUUCAUGUUGUAAUAUGCCCGUCGCUAACCACACUUGAUAUCUCAAACUUGAAGAACCUAUCGGAAUUCUUUGUCUUUGACUCACCAGCAGAGGAUCUCUAUGGGCGUGAACUUUCAGACAGUCUGGUAGAAUGGAUUAAAAGUGAGGACUUGCAGGACGCUGAAUGGAAAUUUAUGAAUACGGUGUCUGAACAGCACGGACUCAAAGCUUAUGGGAUUUCCUUCUUUGCUACGUGGGUUUCUGCACUAUAA
Molecule: messenger RNA, 2865 nt
Organism: Rhodamnia argentea
Lineage: Eukaryota; Viridiplantae; Streptophyta; Magnoliopsida; Myrtales; Myrtaceae
Product: disease resistance protein L6-like
Exons: 5
Coding region: 1-2865 (954 amino acids)
Biological process (GO): signal transduction; defense response
Molecular function (GO): ADP binding
Source: RefSeq, a predicted model, not a curated record